This is a messenger RNA of Lolium perenne, 758 nucleotides long. RefSeq lists its product as uncharacterized. NCBI's taxonomy places the organism in Eukaryota, Viridiplantae, Streptophyta, Magnoliopsida, Poales, Poaceae. The record is from RefSeq and is a predicted model, not a curated record.
CGUGUUCUCUGCCUUUGUCCCCUCGCCGCCCCCACCCACGCAGCCCGGAAUCCGGCGACGAAGAGAAAGCGGCGGAGAUGGCGGUGAUGGACAUGGCGUUCAAGGCGCUCACGGCGGGGCUGGGCGUCACCACGCUCUACCUGGCCGCCACCUUCUCCGUCAACGUCUACCGCGGCCUCGCCUGGCACUCCGAGCAGUCCAAGUUAGAAAAGGAGAAAUUAGAAGACUAAGACGGAUCAGCAAGUUGGGGUGUCGGACAUUACAAACCGAAAGGACCUACAAGAAAGAUCACAUUUUGAUGAUGGCUGAUCAUGUGUGGUUAUGUUUUCUGGGACAGUUUUUGUAAACUAAUAAGAUUUCCAGACAGUUUGAUGUGAUAUAGAUUGAGGGAUUUGGACCUACAAGAAAUCUCACAUUUACCACAUGGUGUAUGUGGUGAGCAACCUAAACAAACAAAUAUCAAGAAAUCUUACAUUUUGGUGAUGUCCUUUUUUUGAUGGGCUUUUGGUGAUGUCCUGAUCAUGCGUGUUUAUGUUCUGUGGGAUAGUUUUCGUGAACUUUUAGGAUUCCCAGACACGUUGAUGUGAUAUAGAUUUAUGGUUUGGAUGAUCAAUCAUCUUUUGUAAGCACUAUUUCAACAUGUUUCUACCUUGUACCAACAUAAGGGUGUCCUGGGCGUCUCGUCCCUUUCACCAGUUUAUUUACUAUUUGUUCUGGUUGUACUGAGUGUUGGUUAAUUAUUAUGUGAAGUGUUCUUA